Messenger RNA from Caenorhabditis angaria, 1668 nucleotides. Lineage: Eukaryota; Metazoa; Nematoda; Chromadorea; Rhabditida; Rhabditidae. The record is from the annotation of a GenBank genome assembly.
AUGAACAUUUUCAUUCUAUUUCUAAUACCCUACGUGGCAUUUGCCAAGCUGGAAAUUGAGAUUUUCGGUCUGGCAAAAUGCCCCCAUACAAAUAUUCUAUUUAAAAAUCAACUCGGCCCAUUUUUCGCCAAGAAGAAUCACCAAAAAUUGGCGGAUGAUGUGAAAAUUGAUUGGCAUAUUAUACCGACGGGAACAAAACAGGUCAAUGGAAAAGUUGUGUAGGUUUUCUUAUUUUUUGAAGCCAAAUCCAUGUAGAUUUUGACUCGCUGUCCACAAUUUCGUCCUCAAAAAUUGCAAAGCUCAACUCUAAAUAUGAGUUAUGACGUGGAAUACUUAUCUUUAGGUAACAUUUCGAAAAUGUACUAAUAAUGACAUUUUUUAAACAUUCAUAAAAUGGGUCCCCUCACAGCAAAUUUUUUUCUACGUGACCUCAAAUAAAAAAUCAUUGCAGAAUGUGUUUUUCACGCGGCACACACAUCUGGGCGGAGCCUAAUAAAAUCCUGUUUUUACUCGUUUUUUGAGGAUUUGAACCCGAAUUUCAGGGAAAAGUUGAUUUUUCACUAUAAGAAUUGAGCAAAGAAGGGUUGAGGGAGGUCCGGAAGACAGAUAAUUGCUUAUUAAUCUUCUAAUUCCGCUCAAAAUGACGUUUCUCCAUAUUUUUCUCGAUUUUCCCAGGAAAGACAAUAAACUUUUGAUUCAAAAAACUAUUACUACUUGAAAAAUUAUCAACUACUUCUAAAAAUGUAGUUUGAGCAUGUUUCCUUCGGUUUCGGCUUCAAAAACACAUUUUUUGUGAAAAAAAACACAAAAAAAGACAUUUUUUUUGCGAAAAUACUGUAGCGACACGUGAAAUUGUGCAAUGAGAAAAUGCGUAGUGAAAAAUUUGCUGUGCCCUGAAUCGGGGUGAGGGGGCUUUGGCCAAUUUUCUGCUGAUAAUUUACUAAAAUUCCCAGAUUUGUCCAAAAUUCGCUCAAAAAUGUGAGGAAGGUGUUUAACUUUGGAAAAUUUUCCAGGAAGGACCCUAACUUUGACAACUGACUCGGGGGACCUAUUUUAUGUAUGUUUUUAAAUCACAAAUUUCGCCACGUUAUAAUUUAUAUUCAGAGUUGGGAUAGGCAAUUUUGAAUCAGGAUCAGCUGGUUCAAAAAAAUCUACCAGAAAACAUACAUUUUGAAAAAAAAACAGGGCAACAUGUCCACAUGGAACUUUGGAAUGUGAACUGGCGAAAUUCCAAGCGUGCGCCAAAAAAUAUUCAAAUUUCACAACUGGCAUCGUCACAGGUAACAAAUCUUCUUUUUCCAAUUUCUCCUCAAGAAACCUCCAAUUUUAAUUAAUUUUCAGUCUCUUGUAUACAAGGCGGAAAAUUGGAGGACAUUGAAAAAUGUCUAGAAAAUCAUGAAAAACGCGAGGAAAUUCGAAAUUGUGGGGUUUCACAACACGGUGAAGAUUUACUAUUCGGCGAGCAUAUGAUGCGCUCGAAAAUUGCACCGAAUUCGUACCAUGUAACCUAUAUUUAUAAUUUAGUUUUGAAGAAAACAAAAAAGAAAAUUACAGAUUCCAUGGGUUCAAAUAAAUGGCGAACGCAACACCGAGGCAGAAACUGAUUUUUUCAAAAUAAUUUGUGGUUUUCAACAAAUGAAAAAUACUUGUUCUUCCACUUCACAAUAA